Molecule: messenger RNA, 324 nt
Organism: Helobdella robusta
Lineage: Eukaryota; Metazoa; Annelida; Clitellata; Rhynchobdellida; Glossiphoniidae
Exons: 2
Coding region: 1-324 (107 amino acids)
Source: RefSeq, a predicted model, not a curated record
AUGAAAGUUAAAAAACUAGUAAGACACCUAGUAAUACAUUGUGGCGAGUUGGACAAAGCCCGGCAGAAAAGUCAGAUGGGAAAACAUCGCCACUCGCAAGGCGGUGCGCAGGGCUCCGUCAAAUUCGCCCAAUUUAAAAGGGUCAAUGUGUUUGGAUGUACGCAGGAAGUACAUCAAUUAGGGCAAACUGAGGGCAUUGCGGAUAAUAGUCAAGGCAUCAUGGGCCGAAAGACAGGAAACACGACCCAAGGCGAAUUUGAGCUCAGAGAGCUUUUGGUCAAAAAACUUUAUUUGGUAAUCGCCCUCGACCAAGAGUGUGCCUAA